Ostreococcus lucimarinus CCE9901 is the source of this 747-nucleotide messenger RNA. RefSeq lists its product with no specific name. The transcript has a single exon. Bases 1 to 747 code for a protein of 248 amino acids. NCBI's taxonomy places the organism in Eukaryota, Viridiplantae, Chlorophyta, Mamiellophyceae, Mamiellales, Bathycoccaceae. The record is from RefSeq and is a predicted model, not a curated record.
AUGAAGGACGUCGAGCCGAACGACGACGGGGACGAGGACGAGGACGUGGAGGUGGAUCCGUUUUUCUUCGACGAUGGGUACGACGUCGCGGCGUCGACUGGGUUCGCGAGGGUGUGGGAGGGCGCGGAGGCGCUGACGGCGCACCUGGAGCGAACGGGACUCGGGAGGGGCGAGCGCGUCUUGGAGCUGGGCGCGGGCGUGGGGGAAUGCGGACUCGCGUGCGCGGCGCUCGGUGCGCACGUUCUUUUGACGGACGUGCGCGCGGUGUGCGAGAACGUGAUACGAAGGAAUAUCGAACAGAAUGGAGCGGGACCGGCGACGGAGCUUCUCGGCGCGUGGCCGAACGCGACGAGGAUUGGAUCGGGAAGCGCGUCGCGCGCGACGCUAAAUUGGAUGGAUGAAAUUCCGAGUGAUCCGUUUCAAAAUUCGGCGCUCACGUUUCGAGACGCCGAUAUUUUGAUCGCGGCUGAGUGCGUGUGGUUGCGAGAGCUUUUGCUUCCAUUCGUGACGACGUCCUCGACGUUGCUCCGCAGCGGCGUCCGCGAACUCAUCCUAAGCGUGCGCGACCGUAGCUCGACCGAAGAUGCGUCGAGCGGUAAGGCUUUCCCGCACACGAAUGAAGUCGUGCGAGAGUUUGAGAGCACCGGUUGCUCGGUGGAGGCGCUCCAUCGGCAACGCAGCGAAGACGAAGGCAAAGAAAUUGUCAUCUUUCGCAUAACGUCGGCAGCGGCGGCGCCGGGCGCGUGA